Molecule: messenger RNA, 2319 nt
Organism: Pipistrellus nathusii (Nathusius's pipistrelle)
Lineage: Eukaryota; Metazoa; Chordata; Mammalia; Chiroptera; Vespertilionidae
Source: the annotation of a GenBank genome assembly
AUGGCGACCGAGGGGAUGAUCCUCACGAACCACGACCAUCAAAUCCGCGUCGGAGUCCUCACAGUGAGUGAUAGUUGCUUCAGGAAUCUUGCAGAAGAUCGCAGUGGGAUAAAUCUCAAAGAUCUCGUACAAGAUCCUUCUUUGUUGGGUGGGACUAUAUCAGCAUACAAGAUAGUACCAGACGAAAUAGAAGAAAUCAAGGAAACCCUGAUAGAUUGGUGUGAUGAAAAGGAACUUAAUUUGAUACUAACAACAGGAGGAACAGGGUUUGCACCACGAGAUGUCACUCCAGAGGCCACAAAAGAAGUAAUAGAACGGGAAGCACCAGGGAUGGCCCUGGCAAUGCUGAUGGGAUCACUUAAUGUUACACCUCUGGGCAUGCUCUCUAGGCCGGUAUGUGGAAUCAGAGGGAAAACUCUCAUAAUUAACUUGCCAGGUAGCAAGAAAGGAUCUCAGGAAUGCUUUCAGUUCAUACUGCCAGCUCUACCUCAUGCCAUUGACCUUUUACGGGAUGCCAUUGUAAAAGUAAAGGAAGUGCAUGAUGAACUUGAAGAUUUACCUUCCCCACCACCUCCUCUUUCUCCUCCUCCCACAACUAGUCCCCAUAAACAGACAGAAGACAAAGGGGUUCAAUGUGAAGAAGAGGAAGAAGAGAAGAAAGACAGUGGUGUUGCUUCAACAGAAGAUAGUUCUUCAUCACAUAUAACUGCAGCAGCCAUUGCUGCCAAGAAGCAUCCAUUCUACACCAGUCCUGCUGUUAUCAUGGCACAUGGUGAGCAGCCCAUCCCUGGUCUCAUCAAUUAUUCCCAUCAUGCAACAGGCAGUGCAGAUGAACGGAUUCCAGACUCCAUAAUUUCUCGUGGCGUUCAGGUGCUCCCACGAGACACAGCUUCCCUCAGCACUACUCCUUCAGAAUCGCCUCGUGCUCAGGCUACAUCUCGCCUUUCUACUGCUUCCUGCCCAACUCCAAAAGUCCAGUCCAGGUGCAGCAGCAAGGAGAACAUUCUCAGAGCCAGUCACAGUGCUGUUGAUAUCACCAAGGUGGCUAGAAGACACCGCAUGUCUCCUUUUCCUCUAACAUCUAUGGACAAAGCCUUCAUCACAGUCCUGGAGAUGACUCCGGUGCUUGGGACAGAAAUCAUCAACUACCGAGAUGGAAUGGGUCGAGUCCUUGCUCAAGAUGUAUAUGCAAAAGAUAACCUACCCCCCUUCCCAGCAUCAGUAAAAGAUGGCUAUGCUGUUCGAGCUGCUGAUGGCCCAGGAGACCGUUUCAUCAUUGGGGAAUCCCAAGCCGGUGAACAGCCAACUCAGACAGUAAUGCCUGGACAAGUCAUGCGGGUUACAACAGGUGCUCCAAUCCCCUGCGGUGCUGAUGCUGUAGUACAAGUAGAAGAUACCGAACUUAUCAGGGAGUCUGAUGAUGGCACUGAAGAACUUGAAGUACGAAUUCUGGUGCAAGCUCGGCCAGGCCAAGAUAUCAGACCCAUCGGCCAUGACAUUAAAAGAGGGGAAUGCGUGUUGGCCAAAGGAACGCACAUGGGCCCCUCAGAGAUUGGUCUUCUGGCAACUGUAGGUGUCACAGAGGUUGAAGUUAAUAAGUUUCCAGUGGUUGCAGUCAUGUCAACAGGGAAUGAGCUGCUAAAUCCUGAAGAUGACCUCUUACCAGGAAAGAUUCGAGACAGCAAUCGUUCAACCCUCUUAGCCACAAUUCAGGAACAUGGUUACCCCACAAUCAACUUGGGAAUUGUGGGAGACAACCCAGAUGACUUACUCAAUGCCUUGAAUGAGGGUAUCAGUCGUGCUGAUGUCAUCAUCACAUCAGGGGGAGUGUCCAUGGGGGAAAAGGACUAUCUCAAGCAGGUGCUGGACAUCGAUCUUCAUGCUCAGAUCCAUUUCGGCAGGGUUUUUAUGAAACCAGGCUUGCCAACGACAUUUGCAACUUUGGAUAUUGAUGGUGUAAGAAAAAUAAUUUUUGCACUACCAGGGAAUCCUGUGUCAGCCGUGGUCACCUGCAAUCUCUUUGUUGUGCCUGCACUGAGAAAGAUGCAGGGCAUCUUGGAUCCUCGGCCAACCAUCAUCAAAGCCAGGUUAUCAUGUGAUGUAAAACUGGAUCCUCGCCCAGAAUACCAUCGGUGUAUACUGACUUGGCAUCACCAAGAACCACUGCCUUGGGCACAGAGUACAGGUAAUCAGAUGAGCAGCCGUCUGAUGAGCAUGCGCAGUGCCAAUGGAUUGUUGAUGCUACCUCCAAAGACAGAGCAGUACGUGGAGCUCCACAAAGGCGAGGUGGUGGAUGUCAUGGUCAUUGGACGACUAUGA